UAUUGAGCAAUUUAUUUUCGGCUGUAGAGUGAUCUGCAUGAAUAAUUUAUUUGUGCUUUCAUAAUUUCAGACUAUUUUGAAUUCACUUCCUGAAAAACAAAGAAAUGAAAGCCACACCUACACCCCGUAAUAGAUAUAUAGUGAGCAAACUUUCAUUUCAGAUUAGAAGCUGCGUAGGACAUCUUUUUUGCUGAUAGCCUAUACUGAAAAGGUUUUUCACAGCCAUGAAAAUACUUCUCCUUGCUGCACUGGUUGCCUUGAUUCAUGGCAGUUAUGCCACUUUGCUCAUUAAAGGGCCAACCAACCCAGUUCUGGAGGGAGAGACGAUCACACUGGAGUGUCUGUUCUCAGACUCUGAAGUCAACAUCAGCCAAGUCCGCUUUGAGAUCUUCUCCAAGUACAUGCAGAGCUGGCGUCCAGUUUUUGAGCGAUCAUGGUGCUACUAUUCGAUGGAAAUUGUGCGGACAGCUGACAGUCUAGUGCUGUCCAUCCCCCAUGCAGGAAGGUACUCUGAGGGGCCCUACCGCUGUGUGUCGGACGCCGAAAAUGUGACCGCACCAGACAACUCCUCCCAGCCUCUGGCCUUCAAAGUGAAUUACAUGGGAGAGCUGCUACUGUCCAGGGAGGGCUACACCAGCUACCUGGGUGUCCCACAGGAGCUGAAGGUGCAGCCCGGGGAUGACGUGGUGCUGAAGUGCUCUGCAAGCUCAUCAGAAGAGCCAAGCUACUUCUGGCACAAAGAGGGUAGCGACUGGAUCCUGCCUUCCUCUAAGCUGACGCUGAAGAAGGUGAGUGCGACGGAUGGAGGACUGUACACCUGCAUGGCUGAGCAUCCUUCCGUGGAGUCACUCAGCAAGAAACGCACAGUCAGCAUCACCAUACUGCCCGAGGAUGCCCCCUGGUAUGAGUCUAGUAAUGGCCGUCUCAUUUUGAUGACCUCGGCGGCGGCUGUGGCUCUCUUGGUGUUCAUCCUUUCCGUGAGUGUAUUCCUGUGCCGCAGGGCCAAGCAAGCCAGGACCAGCAAGGGACCCAUUGAUGACCGGUCUCAGAAAAAGCCCAUCUACAAAGCCAGUUCGGAGUCCCUACCCUCUGCCUGUGGAGACAAACAGCCUCUGGUGUGACUGCACAGGCAGGUGAAAAGGAUGAAGAGGGGAGGGGGGAGGGGGGGUGGGAGGAGGAAGAUGGAGUGGGUGGCCAGAAAAUGAGGGAUGGCAUAGAGAGGAUACUUAAAGAGGGAGGAAAUGGUAUAGGGUUAUGGAUGGUUACAUUGGGGGAGGAGAGAGGGAGGAAAGGAGGGAGGUAAAGAGGGGUAUUGGAAGACUGUAGGGAGAACAAAAUCAAAAUCGGUAACAAGCUGGGUGUAUGAAAAAAAAAAACUGAAGGGGAAAUGACUGCUUUAGGGACACAGAGGCUGCUUGUGGGAGUAGACUGAAGUCAUGUGUCUUGGACAAAAAAGGUGGGCAAUUUUAUCUUCAUUUAUUGUGCAGUGUGGAAAAUGGGGAGCUACAUUCUUAGGCAGUACGAUGGGAGGAUGAUUCUUGUGUACUGUAAGAGCUGAAAAGCCUGAACAUGCAAUUCUCUCCUUUCUGUUGCAAACAUAAUUGCUCAGCUGUGUAUUUUGAAUGAACCAUUUGGGCGACAGGAAAAGGUUUUAUUUUGUUGAUUUGUUUUCCUUUCAGCCUUUUUUUUUUCCAAAGCAGAACCAGCUCAAAGGAUCUGUGAAAAUGUUAUUAUAAUCUCUUUACCAUGACAGCUCUCAAGCACAUUGCACUCUACUGUUUAAUUUAGUGUACUUUGGAUUUCUUCUAUAUUAAAUGGCUUUCAGAAUAAAAUAUUAUUUACUGUC
Seriola dumerili (greater amberjack) is the source of this 1846-nucleotide messenger RNA. RefSeq lists its product as uncharacterized. Bases 225 to 1121 code for a protein of 298 amino acids. The transcript is spliced from 7 exons. NCBI's taxonomy places the organism in Eukaryota, Metazoa, Chordata, Actinopteri, Carangiformes, Carangidae. Gene Ontology annotation, cellular component: plasma membrane. The record is from RefSeq and is a predicted model, not a curated record.